AUGACGUUGGCCAAGGCGCUCGUGAGCCGCUUCCAGAGCAGCGUGAAGCAAAAGAAAACUGCUGCCAAUCUACUGGCUAUCAAGCAACGACCUGAUGAGUCCAUCAGGGACUACAUCACCCAUUUCAACGCAGAGAGCCUGGAGAGCAAGGACUUGGAUGAUGCAAUGGCCUUCAACACCUUGCAUAAUGGGGUCACCAACCAUGACCUGGUAAAGUCGCUUGCCCUGGACCCAGUGACCACCAUGCCACAGCUACUGGACCGCUGCUACCAGUACGCAAACAUGUUCGAUAUCAUGAAGGCGAGGAAGGUGGUGGAUACAAAGGCUCCAGAGAAAAAGAGAGCAAGAGAGAAGGAUGAGAAGAAAAAAGACACCAAGAGGGCGAGGUCCGAUCGAGAGCAGAGCCCAGAUUACACCCCGAUCAACACCACCAGGACCAAAAUUUUGAUGGAGGUGUAUGAUCAAGGUCUGUUGCAAUGGCCCAGGCCGCUGUUCUCUAGGCCUGAGGACAGAAACAAGAAUAAGUUCUGCAAGUUCCACAAGGAUGUCGACCAUGACACCGAGGAUCGCAAACAACUAAGGAGAGAGAUCGAGGAUGUGAUACAGAAAGGCCAUCUAAGGCGUUAUGUCAAGGAAGAUGGGAAAGAUAACUUCAGAGGUUGUGAAACCGCAAGGAAUGACCACAGGAGAGAAGAUAGAUAUAAAAGAGGAGGUGACCGAGAUCGCCGCGAGGACUGGCGUGAUGACCAAAGAGAGGUCAGGAGGAAUGAUAAAUAA
Messenger RNA from Telopea speciosissima, 777 nucleotides. RefSeq lists its product as uncharacterized. The coding region runs from base 1 to 777 and encodes 258 amino acids. The transcript is spliced from 2 exons. Lineage: Eukaryota; Viridiplantae; Streptophyta; Magnoliopsida; Proteales; Proteaceae. The record is from RefSeq and is a predicted model, not a curated record.